This is a messenger RNA of Dentiscutata erythropus, 396 nucleotides long. The record is from the annotation of a GenBank genome assembly. Lineage: Eukaryota; Fungi; Glomeromycota; Glomeromycetes; Diversisporales; Gigasporaceae.
CUUGUUCCUGGUUCCUUACCAAUUAUGAAAGGUCGAACAGCUACAUAUGUGAUACCAGAGUUUUGUAAACACAUAACUCUAUUUGACAUACCUAUGAGAGAAGCAAUAACUACACCAUCAGCUAAUAUGGAAAUGAAUUAUGAACGUCUUGAGACAUUAGGCGAUUCAUUCUUAAAAUUUCCUUAUAAGCAUGAGGGCCAAUUACAUUGUCAACCUAAUAUUGAUGACGUUAAUAUAAUUAAACAAAAGAAAGUUCAUGAAUUAGCCAAUAAAACUCUUGCUGACGUAGUUGAAGCAAUGCUAGGAGCUGCUUACAUGAGUGGGCAAGUCGAUGCAGCUCUCAAAUGUGCUAUAGCCUUGGACAUUCAGAUGGAAGAUAUUGAUAAAUGGGGAUGA